AUGAAACUUGGUGAUCGAAAAGGAGAUUGGGUGGAAGAUCUUCCAGAGGUUCUAUGGGCUUAUCGGACUACGAAAAGAACUCCAACCAAGGAAACUCCCUAUGCUCUGGCCUUGGGGACCGAGGCAGUUAUACCUACUGAAGUAGGCUCGGGCAGCUUCCGAGUAGAAACUUUUCAUCCUGAAAAUAAUGAUGAAGACUUACUGCUGCAUCUGGAUCUGCUACAGGAAAAGAGAGAUCAAGCUCAAGUAUCCAUGUCAGCAAACCAGGAAAGAGUAGCUCGGUAUUUCAACAAGAAGGUCAGGCAUCGAAGUUUCAAAGUCGGAGAUUUGGUCUUGCGACAAGUUACCUUCGCCACCAAAGAUCCAACCGAGGGCAAGUUAGCUCCCAAUUAG
Molecule: messenger RNA, 393 nt
Organism: Corylus avellana
Lineage: Eukaryota; Viridiplantae; Streptophyta; Magnoliopsida; Fagales; Betulaceae
Source: RefSeq, a predicted model, not a curated record